Molecule: messenger RNA, 1302 nt
Organism: Myxocyprinus asiaticus (Chinese sucker)
Lineage: Eukaryota; Metazoa; Chordata; Actinopteri; Cypriniformes; Catostomidae
Product: cilia- and flagella-associated protein 161-like
Exons: 7
Coding region: 108-1028 (306 amino acids)
Biological process (GO): cilium assembly
Cellular component (GO): motile cilium
Source: RefSeq, a predicted model, not a curated record
CUGACAUGAUUGUGUUAUUGCGUCUCCACGGUAACACUUUAGUUUUCGGUGCAUUAUAAAUCAUUUUAUGCACUUUGCUGUCGAGGUGGCUUUAAAAAGGCAUCUAAAUGGCUCAUGUACGGACCUACAAUCCACGCGUGCGUGUGGGGAAUUGGAAAGAAGACGUGACUUUAGAAGAGGAAACUCUAAAGAACUUCAUUCUUCAAAAAGAGAGAGGUCAACUCACCGUCCAGAAAGAAGAAGUUUUGAGACAAAACAUUUUGAAACCAGUGAGUUUAUCAGUGUCGCAUGAUGGCUUUUUGCACUUUGGAGACACAGUGAUGCUGGUGAACUCUGGAGGUGGAGGUCAUGACCUGUGUGGCCCCUGUGCCCUCAGCAUCAUUGCUGACAGCAGUAAUAUUAAGUCACAUUCAGGUACAAAUUCAGUCCUCCAUCUUCUAGGGCCCCUCCAAGUCGGUGGAGCCACCAGCAUGGAUCCUUGUGUUAGAAACGCCUUUGUCAUUACAAGUGUUGAUGGGACCUCAGAUGGAGAGAUGGUCAGAUAUGAUCAGAACUUUGCCCUUAGAACUACUGCAGGCUUUUCUGGAGAGCUCUACCUUGCCAGUGAUUACAGAACUUUUCAGAAAUAUGCUAAGAAGUCUCGUCUGCAGGAGUUGAGCUUAGUAGACAACAAUGAUUUCCUGUGCUGGUGGAGGGUGAUUUACUUUGACCCCCAAGAAAGGCUUGAGAAUGAGGGUUACCCUGUGCAGGUGAACAGCAAGGUUUUGAUUUCCCACUGUAAGACCAAUCAGUGUCUGGCUGCUCUGGGCAAACACAUCCUGUGGACUCCAUUUGGUAAAGAGUAUGAACUCACAGCUCACACUUUCUUGGACUCCCAUAAAGCUGAGAGGGACGUUAACCAUUGGCUGUUUGUCACGGGUCAUCCUACCAAUCAGAAUCAAAGCCUACUGCAACUACAACAAAACUCUGUUAUAACAGAUGAGCACAGGGAAGACACAGAGCCAUCACAGGAGACAAAAGAACAAUAAUAGCAACGUAAAAGGGAAUAAUUACACCAGCCUUUUUUUAUAUACAGUGUUUUAUUUCUUUAUAGAUUUAAUAUUAUAUUUCUUUAUAGUAAGCUAUUAGUGUAGCAACAUUCAUUCUUCAUUUACAAUGUUGACCAUUCAGCUCCCCAACUGAGACAGUCUUCCCCCACUGCUGCCACCUGCUUGUGUUUAAAACAGAUGCCAACACUACUGAUCCAGGACAGCUCAUCCUCAAAUUCACUGUCUUUAAUCACAAUUUUUUCAAUCAGAUUGA